CCGGAGCGGUCCACACUCGUCGCACGUCCCGUGCCCCAUCCUUAUCCUCCGCGCUCUCGUGCUCCCAGUUUCCGCCACAGCCUCCGCGGUGUGGCCGGGUUUGGGCCGCUCCCUGGAAGCCGGCGCCACGCCAGGCCCUGGGCUGCCGGACGCGGGGGCCGCAGCCUCCGGGAAGCCGCGCUUGGCCGGGGCCCGGGGGCCUCGGCCUCCCCCCGCCGAGGUUGCGCAACGGCUCUUCCCAGCAACCAAAGUUUUGUUUAGUCCCACGGGGAGCCUCUCUUCUCCCCUCCGCAGCCCUAGGCCGUAACUACGGAGACCUCUUUUCUUUCAUUAAGGGGAACAAACACAAACACGGGCACGCACGCAGCUUGAGCACCCCAGCCGAUGGCCGCGUCCCAGGCUUUGUGGCCCCGUCCCCAGCGUCGCGGAGCGGCGGGUUUGCAGGGUGUCAACUCUGGGGACGUGCGUGCGUGUGAUUGUUGGGGAGGAGAAAUGUGAUCCGCCGCGCCGCGUCCCCAGCGGCGGCUGGAGGAAGGCGUGGCGGCCGCGCGGCGGGGCUGUUGCCGGCUUCUCUCGGUACGGUGGCUGCCGCCCGCUUCUCUUCGCCGCACUGGGAGAACUGGCGGAAAGACUUUGGAUGAGAAUGUCUGUUUUUCUGUUGUGAGGGAGACGGCUGUUGUAAAAUGGUAUGGCCUCACAAGUCUUGGUCUACCCACCAUAUGUUUAUCAAACUCAGUCAAGUGCCUUUUGUAGUGUGAAGAAACUCAAAGUAGAGCCAAGCAGUUGCGUUUUCCAGGAAAGAAACUAUCCACGGACCUAUGUGAAUGGUAGAGACUUUGGAAAUUCUCAUCCUCCCACAAAGGGUAGUGCUUUUCAGACAAAGAUACCAUUUAAUAGACCUCGAGGACACAACUUUUCAUUGCAGACAAGUGCUGUUGUGUUGAAAAACACUGCAGGUGCUACAAAAGUCAUAGCAGCUCAGACGCAGCAAGCUCAAGUGCAGGCACCUCAGAUUGGGGCGUGGCGAAACAGAUUGCAUUUCCUAGAAGGCCCCCAGAGAUGUGGAUUGAAGCGCAAGAGUGAGGAGUUGGAUAAUCAUAGCAGCGCAAUGCAGAUUGUCGAUGAAUUGUCCAUACUUCCUGCAAUGUUGCAAACCAACAUGGGAAAUCCAGUGACAGUUGUGACAACUACCACAGGAUCAAAACAGAAUUGUACCACUGGAGAAGGUGACUAUCAGUUAGUACAACAUGAAGUCUUAUGCUCCAUGAAAAAUACUUACGAAGUCCUUGAUUUUCUUGGUCGAGGCACGUUUGGUCAGGUAGUUAAAUGCUGGAAAAGAGGGACAAAUGAAAUUGUAGCAAUCAAAAUUUUGAAGAAUCAUCCUUCUUAUGCACGUCAAGGUCAAAUAGAAGUGAGCAUAUUAGCAAGGCUCAGUACUGAAAAUGCUGAUGAAUAUAACUUUGUACGAGCUUAUGAAUGCUUUCAGCACCGUAACCAUACUUGUUUAGUGUUUGAGAUGCUGGAACAAAACUUGUAUGACUUUCUGAAACAAAAUAAAUUUAGUCCCCUGCCACUAAAAGUGAUUCGGCCCAUUCUUCAACAAGUGGCCACUGCACUGAAAAAAUUGAAAAGUCUUGGUUUAAUUCAUGCUGAUCUCAAGCCAGAAAAUAUUAUGUUGGUGGAUCCUGUUCGGCAGCCAUACAGGGUUAAAGUAAUAGACUUUGGGUCGGCCAGUCAUGUAUCAAAGACUGUUUGUUCAACGUAUUUACAAUCUCGGUACUACAGAGCUCCAGAGAUUAUAUUGGGGUUGCCAUUUUGUGAAGCCAUAGACAUGUGGUCAUUGGGAUGUGUGAUUGCAGAAUUAUUCCUUGGAUGGCCGCUCUACCCAGGAGCCUUGGAGUAUGAUCAGAUUCGAUACAUUUCUCAGACUCAAGGUUUACCAGGAGAACAGUUGUUAAAUGUGGGCACGAAAUCCACAAGAUUUUUUUGCAAAGAAACAGAUAUGUCUCAUUCUGGUUGGAGAUUAAAGACAUUGGAAGAGCAUGAGGCAGAGACAGGAAUGAAAUCUAAAGAAGCCAGAAAAUACAUUUUCAACAGUCUGGAUGAUAUAGCGCAUGUGAACACGGUGAUGGAUUUGGAAGGAAGUGAUCUUUUGGCUGAGAAAGCUGAUAGAAGAGAAUUUGUUAGUCUGUUGAAGAAAAUGUUGCUGAUUGAUGCAGAUUUAAGAAUUACUCCAGCUGAGACUCUGAACCAUCCUUUUGUUAAUAUGAAACAUCUUCUAGAUUUUCCUCAUAGCAACCAUGUAAAGUCCUGUUUUCAUAUUAUGGAUAUUUGUAAGUCCCACCUAAAUUCAUGUGACACAAAUAAUCACAACAAAACUUCACUUUUAAGAUCAGUUCCUUCAAGCAGUACUGCUGCACUGACUGCAAAUUUUACUAAAAUUGGAACAUUAAGAAGUCAGGCAUUGACCACAUCUGCUCAUUCAGUUGUGCACCAUGGAAUACCUCUGCAGGCAGGAACUGCUCAGUUUGGUUGUGGUGAUGCUUUUCAGCAGACAUUGAUUAUCUGUCCCCCAGCUAUUCAGGGUAUUCCUGCAACACAUGGUAAACCCACUAGUUAUUCAAUAAGGGUAGAUAAUACAGUUCCACUUGUAACUCAGGCCCCAGCUGUGCCGCCACUACAGAUCCGACCAGGAGUUCUUUCACAGUUUUUCUAUUGUUUUACUUUGAUGCAGCAGACGUGGUCUGGUAGAACACAGCAGAUGCUGGUGCCUGCCUGGCAACGGGUACCACCCAUGGCUCCUGCUACUACGACACUAACUUCUGAGAGUGUAACUGGUUCACAGAGGCUUGGAGACUGGGGGAAGAUUAUUUCACGCAGCAAUCAGUAUAACUCAGUGAUACCGCAGCCUCUUCUGACCAAUCAGAUAACUUUAUCUGCCCCUCAGCCAGUUAGUGUGGGGAUUGCACAUGUUGUUUGGCCUCAGCCUGCCACUACCAAGAAAAAUAAACUGUGCCAGAACAGAGGUAUUUUGGUAAAACUAAUGGAAUGGGAGCCAGGAAGAGAGGAAAUAAAUGCUUUCAGUUGGAGUAAUUCAUUGCAGAAUACCAAUAUCCCACAUUCAGCAUUUAUUUCUCCAAAGAUAAUUAAUGGGAAAGAUGUCGAGGAAGUAAGUUGUAUAGAAACACAGGACAAUCAGAACGCAGAAGGAGAGGCAAGAAAUUGCUGUGAAACAUCUAUCAGACAGAACUCUGAUUCAUCAGUUUCAGACAAACAGCGGCAAACCAUCAUUAUUGCUGACUCCCCGAGUCCUGCAGUGAGUGUCAUCACUAUUAGCAGUGACACUGAUGAGGAAGAGACUUCGCAGAGACAUACACUCAGAGAAUGUAAAGGUAGUCUGGAUUGUGAAGCUUGCCAGAGCACUUUGAAUAUUGAUCGGAUGUGUUCAUUAAGUAGUCCUGAUAGUACUCUGAGUACCAGCUCCUCAGGGCAGUCCAGCCCAUCCCCUUGCAAGAGACCGAAUAGUAUGUCAGAUGAAGAGCAAGAAAGUGGUUGUGAUACAGUAGAUGGCUCUCCAACAUCCGACUCUUCUGGGCAUGACAGUCCAUUUGCAGAGAGCACUUUUGUGGAGGACACUCGUGAAAACACAGAACUGGUAACCUCUGCUGACACAGAAACUAAACCAGCUGUCUGUUCUGUUGUGGUGCCACCAGUGGAACUAGAGAAUGGCUUAAAUGCCGAUGAGCAUAUGGCAAACACAGAUUAUAUAUGCCAGCCAUUAAUAAAAGGGCGACCAGCCCCUGGAAGAUUAAACCAGCCUUCCACAGUGGGUACUCGUCAGCAAAAAUUGACAUCAGCAUUCCAGCAGCAGCAUUUGAACUUCAGUCAGGUUCAGCACUUUGGAUCUGGGCAUCAAGAGUGGAAUGGAAACUUUGGGCAUCGAAGACAGCAAGCUUAUAUCCCUACUAGUGUUACCAGUAAUCCAUUCACUCUUUCUCAUGGAAGUCCCAAUCACACAGCAGUGCAUGCCCACCUGGCUGGAAAUACACAUCUUGGAGGACAGCCUACUCUACUUCCAUACCCAUCGUCAGCCACCCUCAGUAGUGCUGCGCCAGUGGCCCACCUCUUAGCCUCUCCAUGUACCUCAAGACCUAUGUUACAGCAUCCAACUUAUAGUAUCUCCCAUCCCAGUGGCAUAGUUCACCAACUCCCAGUGGGCUUAAAUCCCCGUCUGUUACCAUCCCCAACCAUUCAUCAGACUCAGUACAAACCAAUCUUCCCACCACAUUCUUACAUUGCAGCAUCACCUGCAUAUACUGGAUUUCCAUUGAGUCCAACAAAACUCAGCCAGUAUCCAUAUAUGUGAAAAACAGUAUACUGGGGAAGCUCAAUGAUACAAACAUUUGAUUAAAAAUAAAAACAUGGUAUUUAAUAAAUAUUAGCCAUGGCACAAGAAAAUUAUUUUUGAAUCAUGUAGACUUGGGUGCAAUUUAAACAACUUUGAGCUUUAAAAACUCACUUUUGAUGUGUUUUGCACAUUUGGUAUAACUUGUCUUUGGUCAUGUUAUCUUCUUAUGUAGUAACUCUAGACAGGUGACUUAUGGGAGCAGAAGUCCAGUUUUGCUCCUGCUAUUUUUUAUAAAUUGCCUUCUAACUAGUGCAAGACACGUCCACAUUUGGGAAGCCAUUCUGUGUACAGACUUAGAGCAACAGAUGCACAUAUGUCAGAAUUACAGCAUACAAGUGAAUUGUAUUAUCCGUGUCUUAGUGUAUAAAUGUUGGGUCACUUACCUAAGAAAUUGAGCUAUUGUUCUUUACAUUUGCAUGUGUCUUUUGCAUGGGCAAAAUGUUGCCUAGACUUUGCUCUUAAAUGUUGUUCUAAUAAUCUCAGCUGCAUUGUAAACCGUUCCCACACAUAGUGCCUUAAAUAUUUGAGGUUGUUAAUGUUAUUACCUAUAUAUAAAUGUUGAGGACUGCAGCACUUAAAAUUCAGACCUACUUUUUAGUUUCCUUUUGAUAGCGUAAUGUUUAUUUUUGUUUUUGUGUGGUAUGAUUUCAGGUAGUAGCUGUUUUUUCCUUAUUAAGAGGGCAGCAUGUUUGCUAUAGCUGAAUUCUGCUGUCUGAUUUUUCAGAAUGAUCUAGCUUCAAGAAAAGCAAGCAGUUAGUAGUGCUUAAGAAAAAUUGAUUCAGUAUCUAAUGGAUAGUUGAUAACUGUCACAGCACAGCAUUUUAUAUACUAUUAAGUGAAACUGCAAUACAAUCUAAGUUUAUUUUGAGAGUGUUUGCUGUAUAAUUGGACUUAAAAUGUUUAGAGGUACAGUAGGCAUGACUUCGGGUAGAUAAUAAAAGAAAAUGCAAAAUGCUCAUUGAUUCAUGAUGUGGUUUUAUCUUAGCUUGGGCAAACCAUGCAGUAUUUAAUAAAUAGUAGCAGAACAUUUACUAUUGAAGCUUGAAAAGAUGUGAGUUCUUUGUGUGCAAUUUUUGAUUUAUGCAUGUGAGAGGGUUUUUUUUUUUAAAGUAUUUUUACAUUGCAGUACUUGUUUUGCUUGUUGGUGAUGUUUGCUUAUUUAAUACAUUCCGUCAGGGACAGAAAUUACAUGCUUUUUUUUUUCCUAGGAAGUGUGUUGAGUUCCCCCCCUCCCCCCACCAACUAUUUUCUUUUUUGGGUGGUGGUGAUAGUAGUGGUUAUGUCUGUUUAAAUGAAGAUGCUUUUACAGCACCAAAGACUUAAUCAUCCAUUUCCUAUAUAAAAGGUAGCUACUUUUUGCAUAGACCUCAAGUAUAUUGUAGUAUAGAGGUGGAAUUUAAGGAAAGGUAUUAAAUUGAGGCUGUGUUUUAGCUUACAGGCAAGUAAUAAAUUGUAUCAUUUAUCUUGAAUGUAUCAUAGAUAAGCUGCUAUAUAAUGAUUGCCACUUCAGAUAGCUGUGAAAUUAGGUGAUUAACUAGUUGUUAUUUAGCCUUCUAAUUUCUGUAUAAGUCUAAUUACAUGAAUAGAAGUUGGGGUUUUGAUUUUUUACUUUGCUUUUCUGUUUGGAGUGUCAUUGUAACUACUGUAUUGUAAAUGAUGGAAAAUAAUUGCAUUUGUUAUUUUGGGGUGUGUUAUUUGCAUCAGUAUUUUAUCUCUAUUAAUGUUUGUGCUCAUCACUGCAUUUUAAAAAAACUUGGAUGUAUCAACGUAACUUAAUUUUUUAUUUUCAUACUGGCAUUUAGACACAUGAGAAAGCUGUAUCUUGCAGGCUUGACUUAACUUUUUUUCCUUAAAAAUCUGGAAUAUAAUCUUACAGCAUUUACUGGAAUAAGCAGUACAAAGCAUUUGAGUGUAAAACUCUCUAGAUGUUUUGGAUUUACAGCGUUUCUUUGAUAAAUGAAUUGUAUACCACUAGUACAGCUCUCGUACAGCAUUCACAAUAAGCUAAUAAUGGAUAAGUUUUCUUUACUCCAUUAACACAAGCAGUGUUUUAUUUAAUAAUCAUCAAUGAAAUAAAUGUGCCUGAAAUUGAUUUUAAAAAUUACAGUGUUAGAUCAUCAAGUAAAAACCAGCAGUACAUUUUUAGUCACACUGAAAAUGAAGAACUUAAUUUUCCCCACAAGUUUCAGUGUUUUUAGUAAUUAAUUCUAUGCAUUUUAUACAAAUAGAAGUAAAUAUAUAUAUAUAUAUAUAUAUAUAUAUAUAUAUAUAAAUAUAUAAAAUACAUGUUUAAAAAGGAGUAGCCUAAGAUUAAUUUAAAAGAUUAUUUACAGAUGCACAUUUAUGGAGUCACUAUUUAAGUAAAUUUGCUGGCCUCCACAGCCUUCUAAUUUUAUUUAUAUGGUCCAGCAGAUUAUUGGGAUCUACUCACUUCUUAGGAAAGAAUCAAUGCUGGCAACACUUUGUUUCAGAAAUACCAAGUGCAAAUGAUUGAUUGUAUCACAACAGGUACAAAACCGACACAGUUUUCUUUUUGUUUAGGGCCAUGUUUACUAUCCUGAAAUGUUGUAUUUUUUGUCUUUAAUUUCCAAGACUUAAAGCAGUCUUGUAAAUUGACAUAAAUGGUAAACUUCAACAUUUUCAUAAUGCAGUAUGAAUGUUUGAUAAAGGUGUAUCUCAGUUAAGUACACUGCUCUUUAAUUGCAAUCAUGGGUAUUUUAAUGUAUUUUAAAAUAAAUUUCAAAAUUCUGCGAAAUUCUUCAUUUAGCAUAUUGACAAAGUAAUCUGGAUUUAUACCUUUUAAAAACCAUUUUGACAAGUUUUCUUUAGUUUUAAUGCUUUCUUAAAUAAAACACUGCAUGAUUUCUGUUGCAUAUUUGCAUACUAUUUUAAUUUGCAAAAUGUUUUUUUUAAUCAAAUAUUCUGAUAUUUAGUUGUUUUUUUUUCUCCAGGGUGUUUAAUUAAAUAUGUUACUGUAUUAGCAAAACAUUUUCAUUUUUAAAAUCUGCUAAUUUUAAACUUGUCUGUGUUAAGUAAAAGUUAAAUCAUACACUGCAAGGUGUAGGAAGAUUUGUUUUAAUGAAUCCAGUGAUACAGAUUUAAUUACUAAGUUUGAACUGUUAAUUGUUUAACAAUUUUAGAUUUGUGGCUUUCUUUCUUUCUUUUGUGUUUGUUUUUGCUUUUACUUCUAUGCUACACUAGUUUGCCAUGUAGCAAUUGCACUGUGCAAUAUUACAGUAAGGACUGGGAAAAUUUUAUGGAUGUAAUGUCUAUUACGGUUUGCGAUAGUAUUUCUCUCUAGUUCUCAGUGAUUUAAAUGUGACCAAGCCUUCUGUACUUUGUCACAAAAAGCGGGUUUUCCAGGUGACUAUUUUGGUGAGUGUCAAAAUAAGAAUUUAUGGUGUAUUACUGUCGAUUCACUUUGAAUUAAAAUAUAUAUAUUGCAGCAAA
This is a messenger RNA of Cebus imitator (Panamanian white-faced capuchin), 7858 nucleotides long. It is a transcript of the gene HIPK3, whose product is annotated as homeodomain interacting protein kinase 3. Gene Ontology annotation, biological process: peptidyl-threonine phosphorylation; peptidyl-serine phosphorylation. Bases 689 to 4366 code for a protein of 1225 amino acids. The record is from RefSeq and is a predicted model, not a curated record. Gene Ontology annotation, cellular component: nucleus; PML body; cytoplasm. The transcript has 17 exons. Gene Ontology annotation, molecular function: protein serine/threonine kinase activity; protein tyrosine kinase activity; ATP binding. Lineage: Eukaryota; Metazoa; Chordata; Mammalia; Primates; Cebidae.